AUGGCAGUUUCUCCUCAAGUUUUCCCGCCAAGAAAACGGCGGCCGUCCGCCGGGGCAUUUAUACCACCGAAAUUCUCUGACCAGAGACUUCUCCAAUCUCUCCUUGUAAUCUCCCAAGAAAUCUCUUCUCUCAAACCUCUUCAAUUCCUUCUAAAACGCAACUCCUUAUCAAUCCUACGUAAAACGAAGGUCCUCGCAAUCGUAUUCGAGGAACUUCUGAAAAACCCAAUUCUCUUCUCAUCUCCUACUCUCUUAUGCUUCGAAGAAAUGUACUUAGUUCUUCAAAGAAUCAAGACUUUGCUUGAAGACUGCGUGAAUGGAAGCAAGAUGUGGCUAUUGAUGCAAAGCGAUUCAGUUGCAAAUAAUUUCCAUGAGCUGACGGUAGAAUUAGCAACUCUUUUGGAUAUUUUUCCUUUCAAGGAAGUCGAAAUUAGCGAAGACGUUGAAGAAUUGUUUUCGUUGUUAAGAAAGCAAUGCUCUCAGGCUAAAGUCUUUGUCGAUAAAAGAGAUUCCAAUUUAAAGCAAGAUGUGUUAACAAUGCUUGAUCGGAUACAGGAGGAGAUUGUCCCUGAUUAUUCAAAGCUGGCAGAGAUUUUUAAUUUGUUGGACUUGCACAAUUCUUUAUCCUGCAAAGAAGAAAUUGAGAAUCUUGAAGAUGAAGUUCAGAACCAAAAAGAUGAGAAAUCGAAAUCCGACGUGAUUGCUUUGAUAGGACUCGUUCGUUACGCGAAAUGCGUGUUGUUCGAACCAUCGACACCAGGUUCUGAUACCAGGAGGAAAAAAUUAACAUCGGACGUGAACAUUCCGGCGGAUUUUCGGUGUCCAAUUAGCCUGGACUUAAUGCGGGACCCAGUUGUGGUGGCCACAGGUCAGACGUACGAUCGUGGGAGUAUUAAUCUCUGGAUUGAAUCAGGGCACAACACGUGUCCCAAGACGGGUCAGACCCUGGUCCAUACCAGCUUGAUACCUAACCGAGCUUUGAAGAAUUUGAUAGCCAUGUGGUGCCGUGAGCAGAAAAUACCUUUUGAAACCGCGGAAGGUAACAACAGAAUAAACGGCGUUAUGAAAAACAAGGCGGCUCUUGAGGCUACCAAGAUGACUGUGUCGUUUCUGGUUAACAAAAUGUCGGCCACACAGUCAAUGGAAGCUGCUAACGGAGUCAUCUAUGAACUUCGUGCACUUGCGAAGACUAAUUCGGACUCCCGAGCCUGCAUUGCAGAAGCUGGAGCUAUUCCAGUCCUCGGUCGAUUUUUAGGCUCGGAUGUGGGUUCGGAGUUUCCGAAUUUACAAGUAAACGCUGUUACAGCUAUGCUAAACCUUUCCAUACUUGAAGCGAACAAAACAAAGAUCAUGGAAAACGGCAGAGCUUUCAACGGCGUUGUCGAGGUGUUACGCGCUGGUUCCACGUGGGAGGCCAAGGGGAAUGCGGCCGCAACUAUCUUCAGCCUAUCUGGUGUGCACUCUUAUAGGAAAAAACUUGGGAGGAAGACACGUGUUGUUAAAGGAUUGAUGGAUUUAGCCAGAAGCGGGCCCAAGAGUUCGAAGAGAGAUGCAUUGGUGGCCAUUUUGAAUUUGGCGGGAGAUAGGGAGACUGUUGGGAGGCUAGUUGAGGAAGGAGUUUCGGAUAUGAUUCAUGAGGUGAUCAAUGUGUUGCCGGAAGAAGCUGCGGCGUUACUAGAAACGGUGGUGAGGAGAGGAGGAAUAGUGGCAGUGGCUGCCUCGUAUAAUGCGAUUAAGAAGUUGGGUGUGUUGAUGAGGGAAGGAUCGGAGAAAGCUAGAGAAAGCGCUGCGGCAACACUUGUUACCAUCUGCCGAACAAUGAGAGCAAGAAGAAAGGCCUCUAGUUUGUUGAGGAUUCUUAGAAGAUGGGCGGCUGGUUUGGAUGGUGAUUUUUUGGAAGGGCAUAGUACUGUUGCAACUGUGAGUGGUUCGUCAUCAAGAGUGGUGCUCCUAGGUGGCUCUCUACUACACCAUGGUGAUGCUAUCCAACAAGGACCAAACCUUGUUCUCUCAGGAAGAAAUGAUGUCCCAGAAGGGGAGGAAGUGGUCAACAAGUAUAGGCCCUUGUUGCUUAAUCUCCUUCCGAAGGGUCCCUUACCCCCCUCUGGCCCUAGCAAGCGCAUCAACAAUGUUGUUGACUGA
Molecule: messenger RNA, 2142 nt
Organism: Dovyalis caffra
Lineage: Eukaryota; Viridiplantae; Streptophyta; Magnoliopsida; Malpighiales; Salicaceae
Source: the annotation of a GenBank genome assembly